This is a messenger RNA of Chanos chanos (milkfish), 2985 nucleotides long. RefSeq names its product FHF complex subunit HOOK interacting protein 2 (gene fhip2a). The record is from RefSeq and is a predicted model, not a curated record. The transcript has 17 exons. The coding region runs from base 239 to 2458 and encodes 739 amino acids. Lineage: Eukaryota; Metazoa; Chordata; Actinopteri; Gonorynchiformes; Chanidae.
CACGGUGGCCUUAAGUGGUUAAAGGUGUACAUAAUUCUCAUAGGAAUGUAUACUGUGAUUAGAAGUGAACUAAACGUCUCUCAAACGUAAACGCUAUUUUUGGAGCUAUCGUUUAUUAAUUUUCGUGUAAAGGUUACUCUAUGAAACCUGCAAUCUGGAUCGCGGAGGCAGCAACAGAAAGAAGAUAGAGGAAUUCUCUAGGUCUUCUCGGGAAAAACUCCUUCAAUCCAAGAACAGAAUGUUCUCCAAAUUCACCUCCAUUCUUCAACAUGCGGUCGAAGCGCUUGCACCGUCACUUCCUCUACAGGAGGAUUUUGUCUACCACUGGAAGGCUAUCACACAUUACUACAUAGAAACCUCAGAUGACAAAGCCCCUGUGACAGACACCAAUAUUCCCUCCCACCUGGAGCAGAUGCUGGACAUUUUGACCCAGGAGGAAGGUGAAAGGGAGUCAGGUGAAACAGGGCCAUGCAUGGAGUACCUGCUUCACCAUAAAAUCCUAGAGACUCUUUACACACUGGGCAAGGCUGAUUGCCCACCAGGGAUGAAGCAGCAGGUCCUAACUUUUUACACAAAACUUUUGGGACGCAUCCGCCAGCCACUCCUCCCUCACAUCAACGUCCACAGACCUGUUCAGAAACUGGUCCGUCUUUGUGGGGAGGUGUUGGCUGCCCCUACAGAAAACGAGGAGAUUCAGUUUCUCUGUAUCGUCUGUGCCAAACUCAAACAGGACCCUUACCUUGUCAACUUCUUCCUGGAGAACAAGGGGAAACGAGUUGAUGCAAAAGGGUCUGAGGGGGCAAAGGAAGACCCGUCUGCUCCAGACACCGGGCAAAACCAAAACGCUGGACCAGAAGGUGCAGCAUCUCCCACUGCGGACAAUGAAGAAGAUUCGAGUGGAGCCGCUAGUAACACUACAAAGUCUAACAGCAACUACAGUCUGGUCAGCUCCCUGCUCAAUUUGACCAAGAGUCCGGAUGGGCGUAUUGUGGUAAAGGCCUGUGAGGGAUUGAUGCUUUUGGUCAGUUUACCGGAGCCGGCAGCUGCCAAGUGUCUUACAGAGAACACAGAGCUGUGUGAGCUCCUAACGGAUCGGCUUGCCGCGUUUUACCGGGCCCUGCCUCAGUCCAUGGACCCACUUGACAUCGAAACGGUUGAGUCUGUCAACUGGGGACUGGAUGUGUAUAAUCUUAAGGAGGAUGCAGCUGCUUUCACAGGCAAACGGGCUCUGAUCUCUUUCCUGUCCUGGCUGGACUACUGUGACCAGCUCAUCAAAGAAGCCCAGAGGACCGCUGCUGUAGUUUUGGCCAGAGCUGUGAGAGAGAGGUUUUUCGUGUCUGUCAUGGAACCCCAGCUGAUGCAAACGUCAGAGGUCGGCAUUUUGACCUCUACAGCACUGCUCAAUCGGAUCAUCCGGCAGGUGACGUCUGACGCCCUGCUACAGGAGACCGUCUACUUCCUGUUGGGAGAGGAAACGGGACCCGAGACCCCCGCUGGGAUUACCCAGAAUCCACUGAGGCACAGACUUAUAGAACACUGCGACCACCUCUCAGAUGAGAUCAGCAUCAUGACGUUGCGUCUGUUUGAGCAGCUGCUGCAGAAGCCAUGUGAGCACGUGCUGCAGAACCUGGUGCUGCGCAGUCUCAGCGAGCGCAACUACUGCGAGAACAAACCGCAAGACGAGCGGGAACCGCUGGAGAACGGCCAGCCGCACGACGCCGUGGAUCUGGAGGAGGAUCCUCUGUUUUCAGAUCUCUCCCCAGACAACAGACUCUCCAGCCCUGAUUGGCUGAGCUGCUCACCACCACCCAGCACAGACCACGCAAAGCCUGAUGGGAAAACAGAGGUCCACAAAGUCGUAAACAGUUUUCUGUGCCUGGUACCAGAUGAGGCUAAAUCUUCUUACCAGGUUGAAGGCACAGGAUAUGACACUUACCUAAGAGAUGCACACAGACAGUUUCGGGAUUACUGUGGGAUUUGUCAGCGGUGGGACUGGCGAGGCAGUCCAAAGCCCUUUGAGAAGUGUAACUUGGACAGUCCGUUCUUUGAGGGCCAUUUUCUCAAGGUGCUUUUUGACAGGAUGGGCCGCAUUCUGGAUCAGCCAUAUGAUGUAAACCUGCAGGUGACCUCAGUUCUGUCCAAACUGGCUCUGUUACCCCACCCUCACUUGCAUGAGUACCUAUUGGACCCGUACAUUAACCUGGCCCCGGGCUGCAGAUCUCUCUUCUCCGUCAUUGUCAGGGUGGUGGGUGACCUGAUGUUGAGAAUUCACCGUAUUCCUGACUUCACGCCCAAACUUCUGUUGGUGAGGAAAAGGCUGCUGGGCCUUGAACCAGAGGGACUGAGUAUUGAUCAUGUGACAUUGUUAGAGGGGGUGAUUGUUCUAGAAGAAUUCUGCAAGGAGUUAGCCGCCAUCGCCUUUGUGAAAUACCAUGCUUCAGCCUCCACCUCCCCAUGAUUGUACAGCUUCACCCACAGCUGGAGCUCCACCCAAACACACAGGCAGAUGAGGGGUCGAACAGAUGAAACACCAACCGUUCAAUUUCAUUCAUCCCUCAGAGAACGCUGGAUUCAUAAACUAGAGUGUCGUCUCGCCGGGAACUCUGGGAAAACUCUGCAUCAGCUUCCACCCAACGUGGUGUGACAGAGGUGGAGGGGAGAUAACAGACAGUAGCACUCAUUUGUAUUCUAUCUCUCUCUCUUACUCAUUGACUCACUUAAGCCCUCUGUUAUGUUAGUAGUGAGAGAGCCAGGCUAGGCCUAUCGCCGUUAGAGAAUCUGGUUGUAUGUAUAUGCUUUAAUCUCAGCGGUUCUCUCUUCAUUUUCAGAUAUCUUGUCCCCUUAAUUCCGGUCCAUUCACCAGUGUUUCUCUCUAACGCGUUUAAGGAAUAAUGUGCAUUGUAAUUCACUCUCUAUAUCUCAGCCAGACGCUAGAAAUAGUGCCAGACUGAUUCCUAAGUAAGAAGUCAGAAUUAAAAAAAUUGG